Lytechinus variegatus (green sea urchin) is the source of this 7557-nucleotide messenger RNA. RefSeq names its product fibrillin-1-like. Gene Ontology annotation, molecular function: calcium ion binding. The transcript has 35 exons. NCBI's taxonomy places the organism in Eukaryota, Metazoa, Echinodermata, Echinoidea, Temnopleuroida, Toxopneustidae. The record is from RefSeq and is a predicted model, not a curated record. Bases 559 to 4824 code for a protein of 1421 amino acids.
CCUAAUGUUUGCAAGUCUACAUGCUGUCCAGGCUGGCAACUGAAUGCAUAUACAGGAAGAUGCACAAUACCCAUAUGUCAGCCACCUUGCCAAAAUGGAGGUCGAUGUCUCCGACCAGGCACUUGCGUUUGCCCGACUGGCUUUGCAGGAACCUACUGCCAGUAUCAGGCCUAUGUCCGAACAGGGUCGGGUUCUUCAAGCACCCUCCAUGCCAGUUCGUCGGGGUCCGUUAGACCAGGAACCGGUAGCUACAGUAGGAUAACUUCGAGUACGUCCACCAGACCCAUCGCUGGAAGCAGUACUGCCACCUUCAGCAUCAGACCUGGGUCCUCUUCAAGUUCAAGGACGUAUAUUUCAAGAGUUAGACCUGGAACAGCCACUUCUGGAUCCAGGACUUACGCUGUUACGUAUACGACGGGUGCUCGAGGUAACGUAGUAUCAACAAACGGUCAGCGACCCUACACGUCAUCGCACCUAUCGCCUUCAUCCUCGGGGUCGUCGUCGUACUCGACAGGCGCUGUUAGUCUGCCGUCGUCCCACACCCUGGCACGUUUCACUAUGAGGGGUCCGUGCUUCCGACGAGUGAGCUCCUCGCAUUGUAUGGCUCCAUUGAGUGACGUCACUACCCUUCACGAUGAUUGCUGCUCUUCCGUUGGGCAGGGGUGGGGUAAUGGAUGUUACGCCUGUCCGCAGAUGUUAGGGCAGGAACUGCAUUGUCCCCGUGGAUUCAAGAAAUCGCCGGAUACUGGAAAGUGUAUCGAUGUGGAUGAAUGCACUGCAUUUGACAACAUCUGCAUGCACGGUGCUUGUCUGAACUCACAGGGUAGCUACAGGUGUCGUUGUGAUGAGGGCUACAUGUCGGAUACAUCAGGAACGCAGUGUGUAGUUUCCGUGAAACAGAUGUGCUACACCCGGGUAAUCAAUGGACAAUGUUACGGAGGCAGUGGAUCUCGGAUGCCCACCACUCAGAUGCAAUGUUGCUGUAGUUUAGGAGCUGCUUGGGGUUCUUCAUGCGAACGAUGUCCACAACACGGCUCUUCUGAGUUCCGUGCUAUGUGCCCACAAGGUACAGGGUACCAUUAUAAGCCGUCCAACGGAUAUAAUCACGUCAGUGCUAUCGUCAGUUCCGGGAAUCCUCGCCCAACACAGAAUGUGGACCCGUGUGCCUCGAAUGCCCGACUGUGCCUCAAUGGACAGUGCAUUAAUACUGGGAAUGGAGCUUAUAGGUGUGAGUGUGGCAGGGGAUUUCAUCUCAGCUCAAGGGGGAGCCAGUGUAUCGAUGUGAAUGAAUGCAGUGACUCCAGGGGUAUCUGCAAUGGUGGACGAUGUCUUAACACGUAUGGUAGCUACCAUUGUAUCUGUUCACAGGCUAGAGGACUGGUUUUGAGAGAUGGAACCUGUAAAGAUAUCGAUGAAUGUACUGUUAGAAAUGUGAACCCAUGUGGAGAGUAUGUAUGUCAAAAUACAUUAGGAAGCUACCACUGCUUGAGAACUGAAUGCAGUGAUGGUUACAGAUAUGAUUUGACUCAUCAAAGAUGUGUCGACGUGAAUGAGUGCUCAGAUGAGACCGCAUGUGAGCAUGGACAGUGUAUCAACAUAGAGGGCUCUUUCCGCUGUCGAUGUCCGCAAGGAUUUACCACGAAUCCAACGCAAACAGACUGCAUAGACAUCGAUGAGUGUGGACAGGCCCGAGACACACCCCUGUGUGGUGAAGAGGCCAUCUGUGUGAAUGAAGUAGGUGAUUAUAGGUGUGUUUGCACUGGGGAUACUGUGUAUGACAGUGAAUCAAGAACUUGCCAAGAGCCUGCAGCACAGGGCACACCAGAAAUAGUUGAAGUGGAGAGGAAGGAUUGCUAUGGCAGUAUCAGUGAUAUAAACUUCUGUUCCAAUGUGCUUGGUUCUAAUAUCACUCAACAAGAAUGUUGCUGCACUGUUGGGGCUGGGUGGGGCGAUGACUGUGACCUCAUCGUCUGCCCCUCACAAGGCACUCUUGCAUACAAUGAGACAUGUCCCGUUGGUAAAGGCAAACAUGUUAUCACACAGAGAAGACCAAUAGAAACUAUCAAUAUACCAGACACUUAUCCUGAAGCAGCUGCGCAUCCAUCAGCAGGACAAGAAGCUAGCAUCUCAGGCAUAAAUGAAUGUGAAAUCUUCCCAGAGAUUUGUGGGGCUGCGACUUGUGUGGACAAAGAAAUAUUGUUUGACUGUAAUUGCCCUGAGGGCUACAAGUUUGAUGAUGGUAGCAAGACCUGCACAGUUUAUGACUACUGCUUUGUAUACCAAGGAAUUUGUGGAAAUGGAACUUGUGAAAAUACAGAGAGCAGCUACAACUGCAAAUGCCCCGGAAGUUAUGAAUUUGACACUAGCCUUCGAAGAUGCAUAUUGGUGAACCAUUGUGAAUCAGCUGCUGAUAUUUGUGGAAAUGGGACAUGUACGAGCACAGAGAGAGGUCCAGUGUGUAGCUGUCCGGAAGGUUAUCAGUUCAUACCAUCACGAAGGUCGUGCCAAGUCCAGGAUUAUUGUUUUGUAUACAACGGUGUUUGUGGGAACGGAACAUGUGUGAACAGAGCUGAUGGGUAUGACUGCCGUUGCCCAGAAGGACAGAGGUUCAGUGAAAGCACCAGUACUUGUGAAGUUACCAAUUUCUGUGUUGUGCUAAGUGGUAUAUGUGGCAAUGGAACAUGCAUCCCAUCUUUGAAUGGAUACACUUGUAGAUGUCCAAGUGGGUUCCAGUUUGACAGUGAUGCUGGCUACUGUGAAGACAUUGAUCUCUGUGUUGAUCACUCCGAUCUAUGUGGCAAUGGUACAUGUGUGGAUCAGGGUCAGAACUUCAUCUGCAUCUGUCCCGAAGGAUUUGAAUUCUCCAAUACCAAAGUCUGCAUAGAUAUCAAUGAAUGUACAACAUCAUCUCAUUCAUGUGGUUUGGAAGCAUCAUGUGUAAACACACACGGCAGUCAUCAUUGUGCGUGUCAGGCUGGCUUUGAGUUUGAUCCAAUAACAAGGACAUGUGAUGAUAUCAAUGAGUGUAGGAUAUCACCUGAUGUAUGUGGUAAUGCAACCUGUACUAAUACAGAGGGUAGUUAUAGAUGCUCAUGUGACUUUGGCUACAUGUACAACUCAACUCUUGGCAUGUGUAUAGACACCAAUGAAUGUGCAGUGUAUAGGAGUAUCUGCAGUAAUGGCACCUGUAUGAACACACAAGGCAGUUAUAGAUGUGUAUGCCCUAGAGGAUAUGAAUAUAUCAGCGGCAAUGGCAAUGGAUGCUUAGAUAUCAAUGAAUGUACCUCUGCACCUGGGCGAUGUGGAGAUGCGGCCUGUUUUAACAGAGAGGGUAGCUUCUUAUGUAGAUGCAACCCUGGAUAUGACUUUGAUGAGCAGGAUCGGACGUGUGUCGAUAUUAAUGAGUGUUUCCUGUUAGAAGAGAUAUGCGGCAAUGGUCAAUGUGAGAACAGUGCAGGAUCCUUCAGGUGUAUAUGUCCCGAUGGAGCCAACUUUGAUGAAGCCAGAAGACAAUGCAUAGCAUUAGAGAGCCACACAACAUCGCGUGAUCCUGAGGCGAUAGAGGCUGAUAGAUGCUCAUCUCUUUGUGGCAAUGCUUCAUGUGCUACGGAUGCUAGCGGCCCUGUGUGUACUUGCGAACCAGGAUAUCAGUUUGAUGCUGCCAGCAAGUCAUGCGUUGAUCUUGAUGAAUGUGAAAGGAGCCCUGAGAUUUGUGGAACUGCUACCUGCCAGAAUAGAAUAGGAGGUUAUACAUGCUCGUGUCCUGAAGGAUUUAUCUACAAGAAAAAGAAGAAAACAUGUGGAGAUUUGAAUGAAUGCAAGAAAUAUCGUACGCUGUGUGCUAAUGGUAGAUGCGUGAACAAAAAAGGCUAUUUUGUUUGCUUAUGUCCACCCGGCCAGCAAUUCAGCUAUAAUAGUCGCAGAUGUGUGGCUUCUGCAAGUAUGAGUGUGUGCAAUAGAAACCCGGGAAUAUGCGGAAACGCGACGUGUUCAUCAGAGGGUCACAGUAUUCGUUGCCUAUGCCCUGCAGGAUACGACUACGAUGUCUCCACCAAAGCUUGCAAAGUUAUCAGUGAGUGUGACCUGCCCAAUAGAUGCGGUGAAGGUGCUCUAUGUGAGGACACAUUGGCAGGCUAUAGAUGUGUGUGUACAGAGGGAUAUGUUUAUAACUACCAAGACAAGAGCUGCAGAGAUAUUCCACAGCCGCCCCCAGAGGCAACGGGUGGUCGGCCAGCCGUCACCCAGACAGCUCCCCCCAAUACGGGUCCAAAUGAGUGCAAUUCUAGCCCCUGUGUUAAUGGGGUAUGCGUCGAUAGACCUGAUGGUUUCAUCUGUCAGUGUGUGGAGGGCUAUCACCUUGUUGAUUCAGUUACAUGUGAAGAUAUAAAUGAGUGUGCAGCAGAUGUAAACCCAUGCAUGUAUGGAGAUUGUGUGAAUGACCCACCUGGUUCAUUCAGGUGUGAAUGCACCCUGGAAGGAUUGACACUAGACAGCACAGGCAGAAGGUGUAUUGAAAUAAUUGGGCCUGUAUCAGGAGGCGGCGGAGGAGGAGGUAGUGCCAGACCAGAAGACCCCCUAGGUCCAUGUUGGGGACGGUCUGAGCCAAACCAAGAUAUCUGUAGUAAUGUAGUCUCACAAGAGAGCACUUAUCAGCAAUGUUGCUGCAACACCGGCUUCAGCUGGGGCAAGGAGUGCUACUCAUGUCCGCUUAGAAAUAGUGAGGAAUACAGAAUGCUGUGUUUAGCUCUUUCAUUAUACAAUAAUCAAGAUGGAAGUUUUAGCCAACAAGCCGACCAACCAGUACCAGGCAUUCCUCGUUCAUAGUGCCUAGCCUUGGAUCCAUCCUAUUCUAAUUAUCAUUCAAAAACAGAGGACAGAUUUGCUGGAGUGCAUCUCACUGCCGACAUGGAUUGGUGUUAGAAAGAUUAAAUUAACCAAAAAAAUUUCCACAUAUUCAACAUUUUAGUCAACUUUAUAUUUUCUUCUCUAUUUAUGAACUUUGCCUUUUUCUGGUGUGAGUGUAGAUGUAUGUCUUGUCUUGCACUUCACAUUGGCAGUAAACACAAAUCAUUGCUAUCACUGCAAAAUUCUAUACACCGACACAAAGGCUUCUGCACUAUUAUCAGCAUGUUCACUACUUUCAUUCAUCUACAUGUAUUUAAUUAUUCAUGUGCGAAAAAAGCACUUGACGUUCUGUGAAUGUUUGUGAUAUCACGUGCUGUACAAGAAGUAUUUCACUGCUUCAGCAAGUGUUAAGCAAGUGAGAGCAAUUUUUCCAGAGCACCGUUCUAUGUGCCCUAUUUUUGGUUGCAUGGUGUCAAUGUUUGAAACACAAUUCCUUUUGAACUGUGAGUUUGUGCAUUUCUCAAGGACCAUCCAACUUGGUAUAUGCAUUAUAUAUCUCUGGAAAUAGCAAAAACCUAGGCACAUGGAAUGAUUGAAAAAAAAAAAAACUUUAGAAAUAUUGGAUGAAAGGGGAAAGUUUGGGAUGAAUAUGGAAGUUGGCAUCGUAUGAUUGCAUAAUGUUGAUUAUACAAAGUGAAGUCUUCAUCCAUAUGUGAAUCAUCCAUUUUUUUAACCUGUACUUAUUAUUCCAUUUGACAUAACUUAUUACAUAUGAAGAUAUCUGCUUUUGUAAAACUAAUAUCUCGACAAUACAAAGAGAAAAUUUUUUUUUUCUUCUGUUGUCUGAUGCUCUUUCUUUCAUGAUAAAAUGGAUUUAAAAAAAGAAAAUGCGAAGCAUAUUGCUUGUCACUAGUAUAACUUAUAUUGUUAGAGUUAUAGGGGGAGGAUAUGAUGAAGGGACAGCCUUUAUUAAAGCAUUUGUACACAUUCUAACAUGCAAAUACAGUGACAACUGAGAGUCUUGUUUCCUGGUAAGGCAAGGAAAUAAUGUUGAUCAGUGGUUGUUACGACCAUGUCAUAUUAAUUUAUAGGAAGAGGAAUUUUAGCAUAUUUAUUUUUCUUGUAAAAUAUUGUUAAAUAGUCAUUUUAAUGUCUAGUGUAAUGUAUUUGUUAUUUUUAAGAAACUGAAUGGUAUAUUCUUUGUACAUGAUUUGUGAUAUUAUUUUGUAACAACUAUCUAUUUUAGACUGUGUUGGUAAAGAAUAAGUGAAAGAAUUCUAUUUAUUGUACCAGUUCAAAGAAAGACUUCACGUGUUCGUAGCAUUUCAUUUUUAUCAAAUGACCAUAAAUUGGACUAUGUAAUACAAGAUAAUGGACUAGGAUAUAAGAAGUAUCCAGACUUAAGUUUAUUGUGACAAUAUCUGUGAAUGAACUUAUUUCAAAUUCUGUACUCUAUUGUGUAUGUGAUUAAAAACUUAUUUUAACAUGAUUGUAAGAAAUGUAUAUUAUAAUCAUAUUUUUAUGUGAUCGAAAGGGUUGUCCAGAAGCAUAUUGAAAUUCAAUUACAAAGAAGCUUUAAAAAUGUUCAUUGUUCUAUUCACUUCAUUUUUUUUAAUGUUUCCAAUGGACAUAUACCGAUGAAUUUGUGUUAAUUUUUUUCAUACGCCCGUCCUAGACGGGACAUAUUAUGGUAUCACGCUCGGUCUCCGUCCACGUGUCCAUCCGUUAACUUUUCCUUGUACACACGAUAACUUUAAUUAAACUAAAUCUAGGCUCACUUAUUAAAUUUGGUGUGUAAUAGCAUGGAUCCCAGGAAGCCUAUUGAUUUUGAGGUAAAAAGGUUAAGGUUACAGUGACAUGCUUUCAUCUUACCCUUCUUAAGUCCUUGUAAACACGAUAACUUCUGUUUGACUUAACCCAGGCUCAUAUAAUUUGGUGUGUAUGAUAAUAGCAGCAUAGAUCCUAGCAGUUCUAUUGAUUUUGAGGUCAGAAGGUGAAAGUUGAAGUCGCCACCUUCCACUUUUCUUGCUUGACCAAUAACUCCAUUUUCCACGUUACAGACGGGCGUAUUAUGUGCUCACCUUAGCAACACUCUUGUUCCCUUUAUCAGAGCUUUUUUCUCUUAAAAAUAUAUAUAUCAAUAUAAUCUAAACCAACACUAAGGUAGUGAGCUCUUUUUCCUAUCAGUUAUUUGAAAAAGAAAAAAAAACAUUGUCCCUAUCAUGACCCAUCUUACUAAGAGUUUUGAUUGAUCCAGUUUAUUCUGAACUAUGGGUUAGCCAGUGAAACAUCGUCUGGAAUGCACAUAUUUCCUCAAAGAGUUCUAUGAAUAUGGCAAGCAAAGUUGUGUAAGAGUUUAACCAAUCAUUGUGACAGUGUACACACAUCUUUGAUGAAGAAUUAAGUAUAGAUAACCUUCCAUAUUUAAGAUUGAUUGGAUCAAUCACAAAUCUUUAUUAGAUGGGGUCCAGGAAUAUUGCAUCAACUUAAUGUACAAAGUCUACAUGAGUAGCCUUUCAACAUGACCUUGUCGUAAAUGGAUUAAAACCUGCUUUGCAAUCUAAUGUAUUCUUUUUUAACCUGUAUGUUUUGCUAAAUCUAUUUCUUUCUUGCCAAAGCAUUAAACAGUUAUGAAGUAGAGUCUUUGAAUAUUGUGAAUACUCUGUAAAUGUACUUGUUUUGUGAGGUAUAAAUAAAUGGCUGUGCAAGAGA